GGCGCGUGCGCCCGCUCGCGGUGGGUCCGCGGUGCCCUGCCCAGCGCUCCCGGAGGAGCGGCCGCCGGCGCCCGGGUACCCGGUGAGGCGCGUGCCGGGGGCUGCGGGGUGAGUGCGCCGCCGCGGGCACGGCCGGCGCGGGCACGGCCGGCGCGUGCGGGGCGCGCCCUGGGCGUACGGUACCCGCUCAUCCCCUCCGUGGGUCCCGUGAAGGGAGGGAUUCGGGCAUCGCGCUCCCGCCGCGUUCCCCGCCGGCGCCCACGGCGCGCGCGCUCCCCCCUCCUGCGGCGGGGCUCCCACGACUCUGGCCGCUUCGCGCGGGUGCGGCCAGUCGGGGUCUGAGCGCCGCCGCGACCUCCCCCGGGGCUCUUACCCGGGCGGCGGCACCCGUGCGCACGUGCUCCGCCCGCGGGGCGCGGGGUGUCCCCGGUCACCCACGCCACCAGGAGGGCCCGCGUUGGUCUCCCGCCCCCGAGCUGGAACAGCCUCAUCUCCUGCAGGGCUGCGGGCAGCCGGGGCAGCAUGGCGCCCUCUGGCCAGGCGGUGGAGAAGCAGGAGCCCCCGGGGCCUGGGCUGGACCCCGAGCUCAAGUCCUGGAAGUGCCUGGUGUUCUACCUAUGCUUCUACGGCUUCAUGGCCCAGAUGCGGCCCGGGGAGAGCUUCAUCACACCCUACCUCCUGGGCACCGAUAAGAACUUCACGCAGGAGCAGGUCACCAACGAGAUCACGCCGGUGCUGUCCUACUCGUACCUGGCGGUGCUGGUGCCCGUCUUCCUGCUGACCGACUACCUGCGCUACACGCCGGUGCUGGUCCUGCAAGGCCUGAGCUACGUCUCCGUGUGGCUGCUGCUGCUGCGGGGCAGCUCCGUGCUGCACAUGCAGUUCAUGGAGCUCUUCUACGGCGUCACCAUGGCCGCCCGCAUCGCCUACUCCUCGUACAUCUUCUCGCUCGUGUCCCCCGCCCGCUACCAGCGCAUGGCCGGCUACUCGCGCGCCGCCGUGCUGCUGGGCGUCUUCACCAGCUCCGUGCUGGGCCAGCUGCUGGUCACCGUGGGCGGGAUCCCAUUCUCCACGCUCAACUACAUCUCCCUGGCCUUCCUCACCUUCAGCCUGGUCCUCGCCCUCUUCCUGAAGCGCCCCAAGCGCAGCCUCUUCUUCAACCGCAGCGCCCCCGAGCGCGAUGGGGCCUCGCCCUCCGAGCUGGACCGCAUGAACCCGAGCCCGGCCUGGCCCGCGGACACCAAGCCGGGCCGGGCGCUGCUGGGCGCUUGGCGGGACUGGACCCUGGUGCGCAUGCUCCGGGAGCUGGGGGACAACAUGCGGCUGCCGCAGCUGCGCCUCUGGUCCCUCUGGUGGGUCUUCAACUCGGCCGCCUACUACCUGAUCGUCUACUACGUGCACAUCCUGUGGAGCUUGGUCAACCCCACCGCCGACACCUCCUCCGUCUACAACGGUGGGGCGGACGCCGCGUCCACCCUGCUCGGUGCCAUCACCUCCUUCUCCGCGGGCUUCGUAAAGAUCCGCUGGGCGCUGUGGGCGAAGCUGGUCAUCGCGGGCGUGACGGCAGUGCAGGCCGCGCUGGUCUUCCUCAUGUACAGCACGAGCAGCGUCUGGCUGUGCUACGUGGCCUUCGUGCUCUUCCGCGGUGCCUACCAGUUCCUGGUGCCCGUCGCCACUUUCCAGAUCGCGUCCUCUCUCUCUAAAGAGCUCUGUGCCCUGGUCUUCGGAGUGAACACAUUCCUCGCCACUGUCCUCAAGACCAUCAUCACCCUCAUCGUUUCCGACAAGCGAUGUCUGGGCCUCCCCGUGCACUUGCAGUUCCUCGUCUACUUCGUGUUCUUCCUGGUGCUGUUCCUCGUCUACCUCUCGGGGGCCGUGCUCGUGCUCCUGCAGCACCUCCGGACAGGCCGCCCCGCACCCCCCCCGCCCCCGGAGGAGAAGGCCAAGCAGGUGCUGAGCCUGCAGGACACAGGCCUCAACGGGCCACGGCCCGCACCCCCCACGCCCGCCCUGGACAGCAGCGCGUGGACAGCAGAGGCGGCCCCUCCGGAGCAGAACCGGCAGCCUGAGGCCAAGGCCUGACACAGCCCGGCCUCGCGGGGGCCCAGCCUCCUCGACGCCCGAGGCAGCCCGCCCGCCGUGCUCUGCGUCCUGGGGCCUGGAUGGGUCAGAGCGGCGCCCCCCCGCCCGGCAGCUCUCCCGGGACCCGGGUUCUGGCAGGGUCCACAUGCCAGUGUUCACGCUGUGGAGCCAGCGCCCGACGGGGACCCUGGGUGGGCACCCCUGCGGCCCACACCCGGGGGCUCGUGCGGAGGGGGCCCCGGGUACCGGUUCCUGUCCCUGCCCUGUCACCUGCUGGGGCGCUGCGGGCUGGCUUGCGGUCCCCUUGGCGGAGAGGGGCUUCCGCGUGCCCACCAGGCCUCUGCACCCUCACCCCCUCCACCCACGUGAGGCGGGUCCUGCUUGUCCCGGGGACCAGGGAGGGGCCGCGGUGCCAGCCCAGGGACUUGGUCCCCGCAGGGCGCACUCUGCCCCGUGGCACCGGGCCCGGAGCCCUGCUGCCCGGAGCCUGUGGCUAAACUGUGAGGCCAGUUGUCCAGGUACUUGCUUUAGACUGUGCUCUGUCCCUUUCCACAAGCUGACCUAAACAGGAAACCUCAGGGGGCCCCUGUCUCUGGGGGAGACACCAGGCAUUGGCAGGCGGGCACCUGCCUGUAGGGCGGAUGCAGGAACACGGGGCCCGGAGCCCUGCUUCUCCCCUGGUGGGUUAACCCUGACCUACCUCACUGGCAAGCGCAGGCCGCUCAGGGCCGCCCGCUCACGGGCCAGCCCGCGUGGGACCCCCGCGCACACCGCCCCGAGGUGCAAGGCGUGUGCUCUCUCCAAGAUCAGACCACGAGCCCUGCGCGUGGCGGGCCCCCUGGUCCUGUCUGUGGCCCCCGGCCUGGGUGGGGGGCUGGUCAGGAGGCCAGGAAGGCGGCCCGGCCCCAGGCAGGAACCCACACCGGGCCCACAGGUCCUGGAGCGAGCACGGCCCCCCUGCAGCCCUCGUCUCAGUAGCGCCCACGCCCCGCGGGACGGCAGGCACGGCCAGCUGCUCGGGCCCGCUGGGUGCAGACAGGUCGGAACGGCGCUCCUGACCCAGAGGCUGCUGCGCCCGCCUGCGCCCAGGCCUCCCUCCGGGCCGCCUCGGGGCGCGGGGCAUCUCGGGAGGAUGCUGGGGGGGACGGUGCAUCCACGCGGGCUCUUCCCUGACUCCUCACUGCACCCUGGGCCCCGAGGACCCUGUAGGGAGGGCGCGCUGUUCCCCGUCCCUGCCGAGUCCUGCAGGGCUGAUGGGUGGAGGGCGGCGUGUCUUGCCUGGUCGCUGACCUCACGGUGAGGGCUUUGCUCCCGCCCCUCGAGCCCUCCCACCAGCGGGUGGCCCAGCUGCCCGGUCCCGCAGUGGGCUCCACGCGCCGCCGUGGCUCUGGGGAGAUGGCGGUGCUGGGUCUGCAGGACCCCGGGCCACCCCCAGGCGCGCUCGGGGGAGAGGGUUCGUGCGCCAGCACCCAUGCACCCUGCUGUGCCCCUGACGUCCCGAACCUCCGCCCACAGCCACCCCUCCACCCGCUGGGCCAGCGCUCCAGCCCCGACAGUGGAGGCGGCUGUGAACGGAGGGUCAGUGGGAAAGGCCGUUUUUAUUUGGAGCCUGUCUGCAAAGCACGUGACCCGGUUGCCAGAGCAGCCGCCGUGCCUUACAGAGCAGUGUUCACACCGCGCUGGGGUCCUUGCCCACGACCCUUCCAGCACGACCACCUGGCGCCCCACAGCGUCCCCGCCAGGGCUUGGCAAGGCCGGUCUCGUGAGCGGUGUCGUGGCCAAGGGCACGUGCGGCCGUCCUGUUAGCCUCAUGCCUUGUGUUAAGUAAGCUUCGUGCCCAGCGUGGGGCUUGAACCCCCAAACCAGGAGAUCGUGACCUGAGCUGAGAGCAAGAGUCUGAGGCACCCGGGCGCCCCUUGCCUCUGGGGUUUUGAGCUCCCUGUCCUGCAAAGGUGAACCUGGGACCCCGGGCCCGGCGGGCAGGCAGGCAUGCCGGCUGGGGAGCCGGGUGCGGAGAGUGGGCCCUGCUGGGUUCUCGGAUGUGGUCCUGGGCGGGGCCCCUCAAAACUCCUAGCCGGGGACGUCUGGCUGCCUCAGUGGAGUUUUUGAUCUCAGGGGCGUAGUUUGAGCCCCACGCUGGGCGUGGACGUUACUUCUGACUCUGCCUGCGUGGCCUUGGCUGCAGGAAGGUGGCGUGGGGCAACUGAAGAUGGGCCUGUCACCAGCGCACAGUGGCGUCGGGUCAAGGCUGGAGCCUGGGGGCAGCGGUGGCACUGGUUUGGGGAACAGCCCCGGCCUGGGGGGCGGCUGCAACAGGCCAAGGAGAGGCGGCCCCACCCUGCACCCGUGGCGUGAGCCGCCCCUUCGGCUCACAGCUGGGGAAGGGGCCCCUGCCAGGCCCCCCCCCCCCCCCGUGCAGCACAUCCCUCUGCCACCGAGCGGGUCUGCCUCCGGGCCUGAGUGGGGCCGGGAGGGCAGGGGACAGCCUCGUGGGAGGCGGGGAGAGAAACUCUCGGCAGCAGGUUUUGUUUUAAACUUUUUAAAAAAUACA
Hyaena hyaena (striped hyena) is the source of this 4633-nucleotide messenger RNA. It is a transcript of the gene SLC19A1, whose product is annotated as solute carrier family 19 member 1. The record is from RefSeq and is a predicted model, not a curated record. Gene Ontology annotation, biological process: methotrexate transport; folate transmembrane transport. Gene Ontology annotation, molecular function: methotrexate transmembrane transporter activity; folate:monoatomic anion antiporter activity; folic acid binding. Lineage: Eukaryota; Metazoa; Chordata; Mammalia; Carnivora; Hyaenidae. Bases 523 to 2082 code for a protein of 519 amino acids. Gene Ontology annotation, cellular component: apical plasma membrane; basolateral plasma membrane; plasma membrane. The transcript has 6 exons.